Symbiodinium necroappetens is the source of this 2397-nucleotide messenger RNA. The record is from the annotation of a GenBank genome assembly. Lineage: Eukaryota; Dinophyceae; Suessiales; Symbiodiniaceae.
AUGGAGCGAUUUUUGGUGAAGUCCGACGGUGCAGCAUCCGAGAAAACUGCUAUGUUGGAUGGUGCCAGUGAGGCUGCUGAGUCCGUGCAACUCCCGAGUACGGUGACAGGCACAAGUGAAAAUGGAAGUGCUGUGCCGAUGAUGAUCACUGCAGAUGACAACCCGAUCACGGCGCAGACCGACCUCUUCCUAGCGAACCUCCUGGCCGAUGUCAAGCCGUAUGGUGGAGUAAGGCAAUACCUUCAGUCUCAUUUGAAUACCCAGAUGGCCCAAUGUGCUUUCGCAAAGUACAUCCAAGAACAGCUGCCCGACAACUCCCCGACUGCCCAAUGCGAAGGCCCUUGGCCGGCAUAUCCACCCGACUGCGACGCCCCGGUCUUCAAACUGGACAUAUGGAAGUUUGCUUUCUCGAAUGACGGCAGCCUUCGUGAGCCACCAACUCUACAGAUGUCUGUGUCAUUGUGGCAGCGAAUCGUCGCGGAAGGAUUCCUCACCAAACAGGAGCCCCUCAUGGUUCACAUGGAGAACCCUUCAUCGGAUGAAAAUUUGGCCAACUUCAGUGUGGGACACACGAAAAGCCAGGGACGCACCCUGACCUUGCUCGCCUUUUUGUGGUUCUUCAACCUUGGUGCUUCGAACCGUGGUGCCAUCCGAAAGGCGCCAUCAGCGCUAUCCUUCGUGUAUGGGCUGCGCAGCUUGAACACAUCGAGCCCGGAAGACAUUCUUCGUUCAUGGAACUCCACAUGCCCGAAGUGUGAUCAGAUAACCGGACGGAAAUCCAUGGUGGUGCAGCUGCUCCUCAAUUUGAAGAAGGGCCUGCUGGAGAAGCUGCAGACGUGUGUGUCCCUUUUCGGGUGGGAGCAGUGCCCAUUCUCGGAUGAUUCCCUGUCCUCCCGGAAGAUAUAUCCAGGAGGCAGCUUCCGCACCAGCAAGGUUGCGAAAACCUCUGCCUGGUUUAGCCGCUUGCAGGUGACGGAGGAUUCAUACGAGCUCUUUGUCGACCUGGUGACAAGCCAGCACAGUGCAACAGCAGUCGGAUGCCGGGCCAAGUUGUCCAAGUCCACAGUCGAGGACAAAGCGGAGAUCUGUGCCUGUGCAGUCCAUAUGGCACAGGAAAUGCUGAGGUGGCUCCAGAGGUUUGCCCAGGGUGACAAUGGUGCAGAGAUGGAGGUGGCAGCUGCGGUCACCGAGAAGAGUGACACGUACACCCUUCGAGACAAUCCCAGCCUCAAAGCCAUUAUGGAUUCUUGUGCCGGUUCACGGCCUGUCGGCCACAGUGCUUCAGCACAGCUGGACGAGAAAGAGCAGCACAUCCAAGAAUCCAAGUUCAACUUGCUCAUGGAGGAACUCAGUCUGGAUGUGGAGACGUGGAAGGUUUACCAGUCUGCUGUCAUGAGCUGGCGGGUGAAAGUUGAGCACGAAGCCGCAUGUUGGAAGAAGAAGGUCUGGGAUGAAUCCUCGCAUGCUGUGCAGUCUUUCUUGGACAAGAAUGUCACUUUCCUGGUAUGGAGCAAGCAUCGUGAUGCAGCAGCCCUGCUGCUGACCCAGAUCUCCUCCGAGCGAAGCAAGAUGGAACAGCAGCUGCAAUUGCCAGCAACGGGACUGGUCCCCAUUGGCUUCUGCAACAUUUGCAGCUUGAGCAUGAUACCGUCUCAUCUUCAGAGUGCAGGCUUCAAAGUCUUGGGAAAUAUGGUGGCGACACACCCGCUCGCGCUCGGGAUGACGUUGGGCCCUGUCUUCGCUUACAAGCGCAACUCUGUCUUCAGCGAAGAAUACACGGUUUUGAAGCAGUUGACUUCAUUCGGAACCAUGGACGUAGACAAGAAGUACUACCUGGCCUUCUCGAAGCGAGCAGCCACCAGCAUGCAUGAAGAUGCCCGGGAUGAACGUCCCCUGCGGUACUCAGGCCACUUGAUCAGCUCAGCUGCUGCUGACAACCAUAAGUUCUGGAAGACUUCGGCUUUAUUCCAGACAGAGGAAGCAGCAGCAGGCCCUAUGAUGCAUUCUCGAGACAUGGUCACGAUUGAGACCCAGAACGACGAGGACCUCCCGGAUGCGGGCGAGGAGAGAGUUAAAGGUGCGGCCAAGUAUUGUCAGAUUGGCUCGUCGGCGGCCAAAGCCUUGUUUACGCAGUUGCCCAAAGAGAUGCCCACGGACAAGAAGAGCACUGCACCUGAUUUCCCGACGUUCCAGAGACUUGGAAGGAAGAAGGCGGGCUUUCCUGCUUGUACUGUUGGAGUCUGUGAGAGCCUUUCCCGCAGGUUGGGGACGAGUACCACCCCGCCAUCACCGAGGACACCAUCAAGAUGUACUACCAUCACAAUCUCUUUGGAGAGCGCUUCCGGGCGUUCCACGACAAUUUGUCAGACAUGCUGGGCAUCCCGAAGGGGGACUUGA